Messenger RNA from Leptosomus discolor (cuckoo roller), 924 nucleotides. RefSeq names its product epidermal retinol dehydrogenase 2. The record is from RefSeq and is a predicted model, not a curated record. Gene Ontology annotation, cellular component: lipid droplet. Gene Ontology annotation, molecular function: oxidoreductase activity, acting on the CH-OH group of donors, NAD or NADP as acceptor. Lineage: Eukaryota; Metazoa; Chordata; Aves; Leptosomiformes; Leptosomidae.
AUGUUCAACUUCAGAAGCAUCCUGAAGAUACUACAGUUCCUGAAAUUAUUAAUUUUUUAUUUUUUUGAGAGUUUAAUCUCAUUCAUACUCCCCCCAUGCAAAAAAACUUUUGCAGGGGAAAUUGUGCUUAUUACUGGCUCCGCAAAUGGGAUUGGAAGGCAGAUUGCCUUAAAGUUUGCUCGGUUGGAAGCAACCUUGGUUCUCUGGGACAUUGAUGAUGAAGGUAACGAAGAAACAAGGAGAUUAGCCCAAGAAAAUGGAGCUAAACGAGUGUUUGCCUACCACUGUGACUGCAGCAAUAGGGAGGAGGUCUAUAAACAGGCAGACAAGGUUAGAGAAGAAGUUGGGGGUGUUACUAUUCUAAUCAAUAAUGCUGGCAUAGUGCUUGGGAAAAAGUUCUGGGACAUUCCAGAUGAAGAUUUUGAAAAGACCUUAAGAGUCAACUUCCUCUCUCAAGUCUGGACUUGCAAGGCCUUUCUUCCAGCCAUGAUGACCUAUAACCGUGGACACCUGGUUAGCACAGCCAGUAUAGCAGGACUCUUGGGACUCUACAGAGCAUCAGAUUAUACUGCCAGUAAAUCUGCAAUCAUUGGAAUGCUGGAAACCUUAGAUUGGGAACUGUAUUAUGCAGGAAAACGAGGCAUUAAAACCACAAUCGUUUGCCCUAAUUUUGUUAAUUCUAAAUUAAUUAGAGGUUAUCAAAGCCAAUGCCCCCUUUUAUCUCCUGUGUAUGAACCAGAGUAUGUAGCCAGCAAGAUUGUGUCUGCAAUCCAAAAGGAACAGUUUUAUCUAAUCUUGCCUCCGACUUUACGCGUUCUUGGUUUCAAAACUUUCAUUCCUAGAAAAAUAAUGCUACUUAUCUUAUCCUGCCUGAAGAUCCCCAACAGCAUGGAUAAAGCCUUCGGUCGAAAGAAAAAGCAUUGA